Eleginops maclovinus (Patagonian blennie) is the source of this 5081-nucleotide messenger RNA. RefSeq names its product neurotrypsin-like. Gene Ontology annotation, molecular function: serine-type endopeptidase activity. Bases 232 to 2997 code for a protein of 921 amino acids. Gene Ontology annotation, biological process: proteolysis. Lineage: Eukaryota; Metazoa; Chordata; Actinopteri; Perciformes; Eleginopidae. The record is from RefSeq and is a predicted model, not a curated record. The transcript has 14 exons. Gene Ontology annotation, cellular component: membrane.
GAUUGGAUCGGUGUGUGUGUGUGUGUGUGUGUGUUCGAUCCCGUGAAGCGUUUAGUGCCGCACCCUGUCCUCCGUGCGUAAAACCUCACACGUACAUCAUCAUCUUCAUCAUCAUCAUCACACACCACGUUUCAUUCUUCUAGCGGAGUCUCGGGAGCAGCAGAGGGUAGCAGCUCACCUCGCGGACAGGUCGCACUCAGAGAUGGGCGAGGAGCGGCGGCUGUUCUGGCUAUGACACGGACACACCGGGCGGGAAGGAUGGCUCUCACCAGCCAAGGAAUGUUAUGCUUGAUCGGAACCGCCUGCCUCUGGCUGCCGUUGUUGGCGGAGGUGGUGGCGGAGGACAGUUACCUAAACGAGGUGCAGAACUCAGUGCCCCUGUCCUGCUCUGAGGGAUUCACAGAGUUGGGAUACUACAACGGCACCGUGUCUCAGACGGACUCUGGCGCCCCCUGUCUGAAGUGGACCGAGUUUCCAGACUAUGUCAUGCAGUACCCGGGCCGAGGGCUGGGUGACCACAGCUACUGCAGGAACCCGGACCGAGAGUCCAACCCCUGGUGCUUCUUCAGACAAAACUCUGGAGCCAUCGGAUGGGCCUACUGUGACUGCCACCAGGGUGCGGCGCGUCUAGUUGGCAGUCUGUCCUCUGGGAGUGGGCGUGUGGAGGUGUACCUGAACGGACAGUGGGGGGCGGUGUGUGACUCUCACUGGACAGACAGAGACGCCAGUGUGAUCUGCAGGCAGCUGGGUCUCGGUGACAUUGGCGCAGCGGUGCAGCGCUCUCAGUUCGGCUCGGGCUCAGGCCUCUUCCACUACGAGCGUCUGGGUUGCCGCGGUGAUGAGAACACUCUCAGUAAGUGCCGGGGCAGGACAUUCGUCACCGGCGACUGUAGCCAUGGAAACGAGGCAGCAGUAGUGUGUGCACCACCGGAAGGCAGUGGCCCUCCGCUGCGAUUGGUCGGGGGCGAGGAAGACUUUGAAGGUCGACUGGAGGUGUUUCACACAGGAAGGUGGGGCUCCGUCUGUGACGACCAGUGGGACGACAGAGAUGCUGAGGUUGUGUGCAGACAGCUGGGUUUUGGGGGCGUAGCGAAGGCCUGGUCGUGGGCUCACUACGGUCAGGGGUCAGGCCCGAUCCUGCUGGAUGCCGUGAAGUGCACAGGAAAUGAGCUCUUCCUGGACCAGUGUCCCCAUGGCGACUGGGAGCAGCACAACUGUGACCACAUGGAGGAUGCUGGGGUCUCCUGCAGCCCUUAUACAGAUGGGGUGGUGCGCCUGGUUGGAGGAGACAAUCCCUGGGAGGGUCGUUUGGAGGUCUUCCACAACGGUGACUGGGGGACGGUUUGUGAUGACCACUGGAGCCAGCAGCAUGCAGAGGUUGUCUGCAGACAGCUGGGCUACAGGGGUCACGCUGAGGUCGUAUCUGACGGGAUAUUUGGCGAGGGCCUGGGUCUGAUCCUCCUGGACGAUGUCCACUGUGCGGGGUCGGAGACGUCCCUGCUGGACUGUCCUCACGGGAUCUGGGGCCGGACUGACUGCUCCCACAGCGAGGAUGUCGGUGUUCGCUGCAGAAGCCGACCCAUCCAAGAAACCAACGAAGUGCCGGUUAUCGCCCCUUCCACAGGUCCCCUGGUGCGUCUAGUGGGUGGCAGCAGCAGAAAGGAGGGUCGAGUCGAGGUGUAUCUCCAUGGUGACUGGGGAAGUAUUUGUGACUCAGGCUGGAACGACCUGAAUGCAGCCGUGGUGUGCAGACAGCUCGGACACAGUGGUGGAGCUGUAGCAGCAGGGGGGUUCGGUCAGGGUAAAGGGCCGAUCCACCUGGACCAGGUGAGGUGCACGGGGAAGGAGGAGUUCCUGGGUGAGUGUCCCUCUCUGGGCCAGAGCACCAAGAGCUGCAGGAGGCGGGUGGAUGCGGGGGUGAAGUGUGAUGUCACACCGCAGGAAUCAGCGGUGCGGGCCAAGCCUCAGGAGUUGAGCUGUGGGCUGAGGAAACUGGGGGAGGAGGAGAGCAAGAGGAGGAGCCAGGGGGAGGGGAACAUGAUCAGCACCACGUGGCCCUGGCGGGUGUCGGUGUGGCUCCAGUCUCAAGAAGAUGGCGGGCCCCUCUGUAGCGGCACACUGAUCAGCCCCUGCUGGGCCCUGACCUCUGCCUCCUGUGUCAGCAGAUUGGGCAGCGACCCUUCCAGAUAUGUGGUGCGUGUCGGGGCGUCGGAGCAGACGCUCACCCCGCAGCAGGUGGUGGUUCACAGGAAGUUCAAGGGUCAGAGUGGAGGUCAUGAUCUGGCUUUGCUUAAGCUUCCCAGCACCAAGGGCCACUGUCUGACGUUCGACUCAAACACCAACGCAGCAUGCCUUCCAGCUGCAGACGCUUCAUCAGGAGGGAUUACUCCUUCUUCUUGCGUUGUCAUCGUUACCGCUGGUUUGACAGGACCAGACUCAGUUCUUGCAUCCUGGGUCCCUCUGAUGUCGUCAUGGCAAUGUAAGAAGCGCUAUGGUGACAGCUUCUCCAGCCACGGCACCCUGUGCGCCGGCAGUCCUCCAGACACCAGCCUCCUCCACGACAACGGUUGUCAGGGCAACUCUGGAGGCGGACUGGUGUGUCAGGGGGAGUCCGGUCGAUGGUUCCUCACCGGGGUCGUCGCCGGUGGGAACGGCUGCUCCGACCCCUCCUCUCCGGCGCUCUACACGCGAGUCAGCCGCUUCAGGAGCUGGGUCGAAGAGGUCACCGACACACAGCCAGAAGAGCUGCAUGCACACACAGACCCACAACUAGAUAUCACACACACUGACAAUGACCCAACACACACACACAGCGAGGGCAAGAGUGAGCAUUCUCACAUGCACGGCAAGCUCCAACACACACAUGAUCAACAGGAAACAAAUGAAAUCAUUGAUAUUACUAAGAAACACACUCAUCAUUCACACACCAAGCAGCACAUUACCACACACUCACACCACGGAGGGGAUGCCGACACAGACGCACAGAUUCUGGUCUAAUUGAAGCCGGCUAACCAUCUGUGCCAUGUGAGCGCCUGAGGAGGAGGAAUGAGAGUAAACAUUAAAAGAAAAGAAGGAUGCUCCUAACAUAGGUCAGUGCAAACGUGUCCAUGCUCGUUUCAGAUCUGAACUCAGCGUUGCGUUUGUGGACGCAGCGGUGUGGCCAGACCUUGCUGAGUGUGUGGGUGAGCUUGAGUUGCUUUAGAUGUGAGUUACAGUCCAACGAGAGGCAGAACAAAGACGUUUAGGUUGAGCCUGGCAUGCUGAUCGAGGCCUUUCACUGAUACCCGAAAAUCGAAAAAAAUCAGCAUGGCAUGUAUUUAAGGGAGUGUUCAAAAUAUUCCGGGGAUAUGUCUGAUGGUCACAAGAGAUUCUAUGCUAAAAUUUCAACUACUAAUGUGCGUCUUUUGUGUGUUUAGUGACGAAAAUCAACCACUAAGACUAACCACCAGUGCAUCUAGGAUAAAGGCUGACUGUAUUAUCGUUUUCCCACUAAUUAUAGAUGAAACUCAGAUAUGGGCUUUUUCCAGCAGGGCUCGUCUCUUCAAGCUGUUGUCUUUUUCCUAAACUGAUGAAAGUGCUGUUUAGAGCCACGACUAAGCUAUUUAUCUUAGGACCAAACCAGUGAUUCUUCAUGUUUUAGCAUAUUUAUUCCCAUUACCACAUUACCAUGUGUCUAUUGCUGACUAUUUAUAACUACAAAGAAAACUACAUUUGUUUAAGUUCUGUACCUGCGUAAUGUGUGCUGCUUAUUAAUAAGGAACACUUUUUAAAAAAGGUUAAAAGUGUUUAUUAAUGAAGAACUGAUAAAUAAAAGAUCAGCAUUUAAUGAGAACAGUUUUGUGUUGCCAGGUUUAUAAUAACAUGUAACUUCUGCUGUUGUCUUAAUCCAAACCACUUAGUUUUUAUUGAAUAGUUUUUAUUUAUUGGUUUACUCAUACAAACCAUGAAUAAAGGCAUAGCCAACAAUGUUUAAAACCCCUUCAUAAUGGAGGUUUCAUUAUGAAGUGGCAGAAAAUAUGCUCUUCUUAAACCAACAUGAUGUAGAGAGCCUCACGCACUUAAGCAUCAUAAAUGUGAUGAUUUUCUCAAAAGCAUUCCCCUUGCUUUCCUGGAAGCUGUUCCAUUGAUUUUACAACAAACACCUGUUGAAUCCAUCACAAUAAAAGUUAGAUGUGCACUAUUUUUUUUGUCAGAGCCCCAUUAUUGCUGAGAGGUACCGCAGUGCUUUCCUUCUCAGAUCAAUUAAGCUGCAUUACCUCGCAACAAUAAUGGGAAAGAAAAGACAUCUUGCAGACAUGGUGAUGGAAUACUGAACUUACUCAAGCUAAUUGAUUCAAUUCCAAGGGGAAAACUAUAGAAACAGCUAAAAAGAACUACCAAAUGGUUUUGUCAGCAGUUAAAGUGUUCGUCAUUUGCAGUUAGGUAGAUAAAACUUGCAAAAACAUCGGUGUGGUCCUUAAAAACUGUACAGGACAAUUAUCUCCUUUGGAAGCCAUUGUAAGCUGACUGUCGGGUCUUUAAAUAUCUUUUUGUAUGAUUCCAGCAGAAGGCUCUAGAUAGAUAGAUAGCUAGAUAGUUAGAUAGCUUCUCCUCCUGAGAUUAGAUAGUCUGUGUUUCUGCGUUUCUCUUGACUGAAUUAGAUUUCUCGAAGUUAAAUGUUGUCUGUUAUUCUCUGAGCGAAUGUGCCGUCCAACCAGAAGAUGGCAACAUUGCUCUAUUUUUUCACGGGGCCCCGCCUGCUGGAUAACAUGGCCCUGAUGCUUCUUUUUAUACUGUUGCUAUAAGUGUACGGACUUGUGCUUUGAUGUACUGUGAACCAUUGUGUCGUGAAGCAUCGUGUAACCUGCAGCUGUUUCUCCAACAUGGACCUGUCUGCAUCUGCUGUUAUAAUCCUGUACAUUCAUCUAACCACUACUUCCUCCCUCCCUGACAAGUGAUGUGUUACCAUGCAGAUCCUGUAGGUUAAUGUAAAUACUGUGUGUCUGAAGGAGCAGCGUGAAGAGUUUACUGGUGUUACACCCGUCUGCUGUUCCUCAGUGUAAUGUGCUGAAUCAUGGUUGAGUAUUAAAACAUAUACCUGG